AUGCCAGCAACAAGCGCAGAUGCAGGAGUGAACGCCAAGGCUCGUGCAAACCUGCUUGCUGGCAUGAAAGAUGGCUCGCUAGACAAGCUGGUCAGCAAUAUGCCUGGUGAGGAGACCGCUGCUGAUAGCAGCGAAGUCAAGCCAGCAACACGCGCAGAUGCAGGAGUGAACGCCAAGGCUCGUGCAAACCUGCUUGCUGGCAUGAAAGAUGGCUCGCUAGACAAGCUGGUCAGCAAUUUGCCUGGUGAGGAGACCGCUGCGGAUAGCAGCGAAGCCAAGCCAGCAACAAGCGCAGAUGCAGGAGUGAACGCCAAGGCUCGUGCAAACCUGCUUGCUGGCAUGAAAGAUGGCUCGCUAGACAAGCUGGUCAGCAAUAUGCCUGGUGAUGAGACCGCCGCGGAUAGCAGCGAAGCCAAGCCAGCAACAAGCGCAGAUGCAGGAGUGAACGCCAAGGCUCGUGCAAACCUGCUUGCUGGCAUGAAAGAUGGCUCGCUAGACAAGCUGGUCAGCAAUAUGCCUGGUGAGGAGACCGCUGCGGAUAGCAGCGAAGCAAAGCCAGCAACAAGCGCAGAUGCAGGAGUGAACGCCAAGGCUCGUGCAAACCUGCUUGCUGGCAUGAAAGAUGGCUCGCUAGACAAGCUAAUCAGCAAUAUGCCUGGUGAUGAGACCGCCGCUGAUAGCAGCGAAGCCAAGCCAGCAACAAGCGCAGAUGCAGGAGUGAACGCCAAGGCUCGUGCAAACCUGCUUGCUGGCAUGACAGAUGGCUCGCUAGACAAGCUGGUCAGCAAUAUGCCUGGUGAGGAGACCGCUGCUGAUAGCAGCGAAGCAAAGCCAGCAACAAGCGCCGAUGCAGGAGUGAACGCCAAGGCUCGUGCAAACCUGCUUGCUGGCAUGAAAGAUGGCUCGCUAGAUGCGCUGGUCAGCAAUAUGCCUGGUGAGGAGACCGCUGCUGAUAGCAGCGAAGCCAAACCAGCAACACGCGCAGAUGCAGGAGUGAACGCCAAGGCGAAUCUGGUCCCCCCCGGCCUGAUGGGAGCCGAUGAGUCGGGCAACUCUCCCACAAGCAAUUCUCCUCGAGGCAGUCGAGACGGUAGCGAUGCAGGAGCCAAGCAGGAUCUUCGCAGCCUUAGACGGAAGACACGACAGUCACGGAUUCCACAAGCGUUCUUGCAGCAGUCCGACAAGCGUGGGUCCGUGCAGAGUCGCGCAUCUGGUGCUCAGCCGGCGUCCCAGACCGAUGCUUCAAAUCCCGAUGCUGCGGGGUCGUGA
Messenger RNA from Symbiodinium natans, 1269 nucleotides. The record is from the annotation of a GenBank genome assembly. Lineage: Eukaryota; Dinophyceae; Suessiales; Symbiodiniaceae.